AUUCAGACCAUUUGCAAAACCAUUUGCAGGCCUUUCCUGUCCUGCUGUUAUCGUGAGGCUCAUCCCCAUCUCUAAUCUCUAGACCUUGUCCAGACUAUAUGUGACGUCUGUCUCUCUAACCAUUCCGAAUCUUCUGUUACUUUCCGGGAAAACCUUGAAAUUGGCUUGGCAAUCUUGCACUUUCUCUGAAAUGCUUCUCCAAACUCAAUCUCUGGCAACCCAUUUUGCUCUAUCACUCACUCCCUCAAAACCCAUAAUCAACAUCCAAUUCACUCCUCCGAAGCCAAAGUCAUUUCAAUCUCCGUUUCGGAAUGUAAAAUGCGCUCUUUCAGUUAUAUCGGAGCCGUCACAUAGGGAAUUCAGGAGCGAUAAGCCGUUCCCGGCUGAGGUUUCAAGGACAAUUAUGGAGUUGGCAUCUGUGGGCACCCUUUCAACGUUAAACCAAGAGGGUUGGCCCUUGGGUAUUGGCGUUCGCUACGCUGUCGACCCAGAAGGGACUCCGGUUUUAUGCUUGAAUACCUCUAUUAGGCAAUUCUCUAUGGACAGGAGGUCUAGUCUCCAUGUUCAGUUAGAGCAGUGUGGAUUGAAGACUCCUCAGUGCACAAUUCAAGGCAGCCUUGGAAAACCAGAGGACAAGAUGGUCUUGAAGAAACUGCAUUCAUUAUGGAAAAAUAGGUUUGGAGAAGAAAUUGAUGAUGACCUUAUGUAUGUUGUUCAUGUGGAAAGGGUACUUCAGAUAGAUGACUUGAAAGAGGCUGGUGUAUGGGUCACUUCAUCAGAUUAUAGAGAUGCACAUCCUGAUCCUCUUCGGGACUUUGCAGAAAAGCUAGUGAAUGAGAUAAACACCAAUAAUGUUGAAGAUGUCAUUCGCUUUUGCAACAUAUAUGUUGAUUUUGACCAGGUGUCCGAGGCAAAGCUUAUAUGGGUUGAUCGGUUGGGAUUUGACAUGCGUGUCUUUUCUCAGAAAGGUAUAUUUGAGGUCCGCAUUCCUUUUCCAAGAGAAGUGACAGAUGUGAAGGGUGUGAAGUCAACAUUUAAUUGUAUGUCCCAAUUAGCUUGGGAGGUUGAAAAGAAUUUUCAUGUCCCCAAUUUUCAGAAAGUGAAACAUUUGAAGCAGAUAUUAUAGAGAAGAAUAACAACGGCCUUCUUGCCCUCAAAUCUCUCUCUCUAUCUGCGCGCAGAGAAUAAGAAUAUUUGCUGGCUUUUGUUAUCUUGCAAGUUACGUGGAUGGGUUGGCCGGCCAAAAAUGAGCUUCUUCCGAUUAUGAUGAGGGCCUCAAUAUCAGUUUUUUUUUUUUUUCUUUUUUUUUUUUUCUUUUUUUUUCCCUAAGAAACUUUGCCAAUUGGGCAGCCUAAUGUUACACUUUUGGCUAGUUGGCUAAAAUUAGUAUAAGCGAAAUGUUUCCUCUUUUUCCUCC
Molecule: messenger RNA, 1417 nt
Organism: Juglans microcarpa x Juglans regia
Lineage: Eukaryota; Viridiplantae; Streptophyta; Magnoliopsida; Fagales; Juglandaceae
Product: glutamyl-tRNA reductase-binding protein, chloroplastic
Exons: 5
Coding region: 191-1126 (311 amino acids)
Cellular component (GO): chloroplast
Source: RefSeq, a predicted model, not a curated record